AUGCCUUCUUUCGACCUUUUCAAGUACUCCAAGACUGCUCUCGCACUUUCAGAAGAUUCGUUGCAUGAGAAGCUCCAUCAUGGACAAAUAGAAAGCUUACUUGGAGAAGAGCAGCUCCCUGACAGGCAAAAGUAUGACCGGUCGCAAUGGAAGACAGUUACGCUCCGAGUUUGCGAAAUAGUAGUAGUGUUGGUGUGCAUCCUGAUGUUUGUACUCGGGCUGCGCUGGCAGCUCAAUGCAAACCAGCAUUGCCUCGAACUCCAAUCUUUCUAUUCACCCGUAUUGAACCAAAUCGACAAUCGCUACAGAUUAGUGCAAUUCAACGGCUCCCUAAACUGGCCAUCGCCAUAUCGCGGCCACCCAAGCCCAGAAAUCGACGCUGAAUGGAAGAAACUGGAGUCACUAUACCCUGGCAGCUCCACCCUUGAAGAAGUGCUCCUCUCGGGCGGCACAGCAGACGACGUGCGUCUGCCGGAAGAACUUGGCGGUGGCUACAUGACAUCGUUCGAGGUAAUCCAUCAGCUGCACUGCCUAAACCUCAUCCGCAUGGCCACCUACUUCGACUACUAUAAAGACAAAGCGAUCGAAUUCACCGAUAAGCCGAGAACAGUGCGCUUGCAUAUCGGUGAUUUCUUCCCCUCCUACCCUAUCCCAGCACUGUUUCUUGCCUACCUGGAAGGACCUCUCCGCUGA
Molecule: messenger RNA, 693 nt
Organism: Letharia columbiana
Lineage: Eukaryota; Fungi; Ascomycota; Lecanoromycetes; Lecanorales; Parmeliaceae
Exons: 3
Coding region: 1-693 (230 amino acids)
Biological process (GO): mycotoxin biosynthetic process
Source: RefSeq, a predicted model, not a curated record